Molecule: messenger RNA, 345 nt
Organism: Periconia digitata
Lineage: Eukaryota; Fungi; Ascomycota; Dothideomycetes; Pleosporales; Periconiaceae
Source: the annotation of a GenBank genome assembly
CUCCUUUGCAACCUUUUUAUAAGUUUGAGUUGCUUGAUGUGUGUGUGUGUGUGUGUGUGUGUGUGUGUUUAUUUUGCUUUUUCAUCUCUCAACUUCGUUGUUGAAAUGUUGGAAAGGAAAAAUUCAUGUUGUUGUUGUUGUUGUUGUUGUGCUAUCUAUCUAUCCAUCCAUCCAACAAACAACAACGACUUACAACAUACCUAUGUAGGAGAAAGAGAUGAGAAUGAGAUAUAUAGCCAAGAUGGGGUUUUUUUUCUUUCUUUCUCUCCUACUACAAGAGAAACAAAAGUUAAAGCAAAAUUAAAAUCAAAAUCAAAGCAAAGCAAACUAUUCUCAAUUAAUUAA